Messenger RNA from Cuscuta europaea, 1685 nucleotides. The record is from the annotation of a GenBank genome assembly. NCBI's taxonomy places the organism in Eukaryota, Viridiplantae, Streptophyta, Magnoliopsida, Solanales, Convolvulaceae.
GUUGCUAAUUUCAUUAUCUUUUUAUCCACUUUCAAAAAUCCCACUAUCCCCCAAAGUCUAUCUUCCCUUCCGCUCUUCCACCACCUCUAGUCGCUUUGACGGCAGAAGAGUCUUUAUCCUCGCACACGAGGCUGCAGUGGAAGAAGAAAGCGAGCUCAAAUGGCUUCAAUCGCUCAGCAAAUUGGAGUGCUAAAAUGCCCAUUGAUCUCGAGCUCAAAGAUUGGUGGAUCCUCCGAGAAAUUUGUUCACAGCCACUUCUACACAAAGCGCCUAAGAGGAACCUGCCAAGCGGCGGCGGUGUUGAGCAAAGCACAGACAAUUGAGAGACAUAAGCUUAAAGAGAUGUUUGAAGAAGCAUACGAGCGGUGCCGUACCACUCCCAUGAAAGGCGUCUCGUUCACUCUCGAAGACUUCAACUCUUCUCUUGAUAAGCACGAUUUCGAGUCCGAAAUCGGCAAUAAGGUAAAAGGCACAGUAUAUAGUGUAGAUUCACAUGGAGCUUUCGUUGAUAUCACUUCCAAGGCCUCAGCACUCUUGCCACUUAGGGAGGCAUCUAUUCACAAUAUUAAAAAAGCAGAAGAGGCUGGCAUUGUUCCAGGUCUACAGGAAGAAUUUGUGAUUAUUGGUGAAAAUAGCGCUGAUGAUAGUUUAAUAUUGAGCUUGCGUUCUAUCCAAUAUGACCUUGCCUGGGAACGAUGUAGGCAGCUUCAAGCUGAAGAUAUUACUGUCAAGGGAAAGGUCAUUGGUGCAAAUAGAGGUGGGGUCAUGGCAUUGGUUGAGGGACUUCGUGCAUUUGUUCCAUUUUCACAGAUCUCAACUAAAUCAACAGCAGAGGAGCUUUUGGAGAAGGAGCUUCCUCUAAAGUUUGUGGAAGUUGAUGAAGAGGAGUCUAGACUUAUUCUCAGUAACCGCAAGGCAAUGGCUGAUAGCCAGUCACAGUUGGGAAUUGGGUCAGUUGUGGUGGGGACAGUUCAGAGCUUGAAGCCAUAUGGUGCUUUCAUUGAUAUAGGAGGGAUUAAUGGACUUCUACAUGUUAGCCAGAUCAGUCAUGAUCGGGUCGCAGAUAUUGAAACGGUCCUUCAACCAGGGGACACUUUAAAGGUCAUGAUAUUGAGCCACGAUCGAGACAGAGGUCGUGUGAGUCUUUCUACAAAGAAGCUGGAGCCUACACCUGGUGACAUGAUUCGUAAUCCUACACUUGUCUUUGAGAAGGCUGAGGAGAUGGCACAAACAUUCAGGCAAAGAAUUGCUCAGGCAGAAGCAAUGGCUCGUGCAGAUAUGCUGAGGUUCCAACCCGAGAGUGGAUUGACUCUGAGCCCUGAUGGGAUUUUAGGUCCACUGAGUUCUGACUUGCCUGUAGAUGGAUUGGAUCUGAGCGACAUUCCACCUGCCGAAUUUGAUUUCAAUGAAGUCCCCCCCGCUGAAGAUUGAUUGUUGUGAACAUCUCAAUUGUUUUUGUCGUCAUUUUCCCCCAGAACUCUUUUGUGGACAGGUAGUGUAAGCAACACUUUGGAUGAAAAUGCCCUGUAUGAUAUAGUGAAAAUUACUGUUCAAAUUUGUACAAUUAUCUUAUAUCCAGGUUCUUUCCAUUAUUCUAUAUAUGUACAGUAUAUUGUUCUAAAUGGUUUUGGUUUCCCACUAUGUUUUAGUUUCCGAUUGUUUGGUAAACCGAAUCACAAUCAUGC